AGAGAUUACUAUUGCAAUAUAGUUUGUUACAAACCUUCCCAAUUCCCACCGAAGGACUGCGAGCAAGGUCGAAAGAUUAUCACCUGGAUAUUCUUCUUUAAAUCUAAAAUCACUUCCAGGGUUUCUACAAAUUUCAAGCCCACAGUUCUUGAAAAAAUGUUGAUGGGACAUACGGAGGGCCUAUCUCAACGCCAACACUCGAAGGAUCAUCUUCUAUCUGAUCUAGUAUGUGAGUUGGAUAUUGAUGAAACUGCAGAUUGCUCUGAGCAGAUUCUGUAUGAAGCGUCUUUCAAGGAAUUUGGGAGAUACAGUGUUCAAUAUGACACUAUUAUAUGGCUUUCUAUAUCAUUGCUGCUGGUUUUAGCUUGGGGUUUUGGGAUAAUCAUGCUACUAUAUCUGCCAUAUAGGAGACAUGUGCUUCAGAAGGAUUUUUCCUCGCGCAAAUUAUAUGUCACUCCUAGAGAAAUAGUUUACAAGGUUUCAAGACCUUCAUUCAUACCUUUUUGGGGCACCACAAAAAUUGAGAAGCAUGUUCCUCUUUCCUUGGUGAUUGACAUCAUUAUUGAGCAAGGUUGCUUACAGUCAAUAUACGGAAUUCAUACCUUCAGAGUUGAAAGCAUAGCACGUGGAAAAGCUUCUCCUGUUGAUGAUCUGCAGGUUCAAGGGAUUUCUAACCCUGGUCUCCUGAGAAAGAUGAUUGUAAGAGAAGCUUCAAAAGUUAUUCAAGAUUUUGGCAGAAGUUGGAAUAGAACUUCAAUAACUGCUGAAGGAGAAAGUACCCUUGCUUCAAUAUCAAUGGAGGAAUCAACUGCUUUAAAAUCUCCAUCAAGAGGGUUCAAGACUACUAGAUCAUCCCAUUACGUGUUGAGAGAACACAGAAGUGUACUGUCUCAGGAACUGCUGCUUCAGAAGCUGGAAGAAGUCAGUAGAUCAGUCAAGAAAAUUGAGCAGCUUAUUACAGCCCCAACCUACCCCCAGAAAUAACCUGAGAAAAAGAAACAUCAAACUGGCCUCUGAACCUGUUUUGUUAGUUCAAACUUGACUGAGCACGGGAAAAUAAAUGUGGAUGUGCACUCUGUAUGUAUAAAGUAGGGAAGUAGCUCUGUAAAUUAUAAUUUUCUUGGCAACAUUCACCCCUCCCAAUCUUUGUACUGUAUUCGCUGGAUCCAUCUCUUUAGUAAUUGAUUGAGCUGAUGCUGUGUUUUGUCUGGUAUACAAGGGGACAACGAGGUGCAAAAUCAUUUUUAGUAUUCA
Molecule: messenger RNA, 1254 nt
Organism: Cucumis melo (muskmelon)
Lineage: Eukaryota; Viridiplantae; Streptophyta; Magnoliopsida; Cucurbitales; Cucurbitaceae
Exons: 8
Coding region: 157-984 (275 amino acids)
Source: RefSeq, a predicted model, not a curated record